Messenger RNA from Perognathus longimembris pacificus (Pacific pocket mouse), 4044 nucleotides. RefSeq names its product ubiquitin specific peptidase 8 (gene Usp8). The record is from RefSeq and is a predicted model, not a curated record. Gene Ontology annotation, biological process: Ras protein signal transduction; protein K48-linked deubiquitination; endosome organization. Gene Ontology annotation, molecular function: cysteine-type deubiquitinase activity. Lineage: Eukaryota; Metazoa; Chordata; Mammalia; Rodentia; Heteromyidae. Gene Ontology annotation, cellular component: extrinsic component of plasma membrane; postsynaptic density; midbody.
CGCGCCGCCACGCAGUGCACGUCGGGAAGAGGGGAUGCGCUGGGCUGGCUUCCGUCGCGCUAGCGAAGGCUAAUCCUCCUCUCCCUCCACCCCCAAGUCUGUCUGGAGAUGGGCCUCGGGCGGGGAGGCCGGCGUCCGUGAAGCGCGUCCGGCGCCACGGAAAACUACUUUUCAUGAAAUACCCCAUCUCUUAUGAAGGUGGAGACUAAGAGUUCCCCAUCAUGCCUGCCGUGGCUUCAACUGUUCCUAAGGAGCUCUACCUCAGCUCAUCCCUGAAAGACCUCAAUAAGAAAACAGAAGUUAAACCGGAGAAAAUAAGCACGAAGAACUAUGUUCACAGUGCUCUGAAAAUCUUCAAAGCCGCAGAAGAAUGCAGAUUAGAUCGUGAUGAGGAAAGGGCCUAUGUGCUAUACAUGAAAUUUGUGAGUGUUUAUAAUCUCAUCAAAAAAAGAUCUGACUUCAAGCAACAGCAGGACUACUUUAAUUCAAUGGUUGGACCCACCAACAUCAAAAAAGCUAUUGAAGAAGCUGAAAGACUCUCUGAAAGCCUUAAACUCAGAUAUGAAGAAGCUGAAGUUCGGAAGAAACUUGAAGAAAAGGACAGGCAAGAGGAAGAGCAGCUCCAGCAGCAGCAACGGGAAGGCGCAGGGAAAGACGACGGGGAUGCUUCUGCUAAAGGUCCUUUGGAGAAUGUAUUGGAUGCCAAAAACAAAACCCAAAGGAUCAAUGGUGAAAAGAAUGAAAAGAGUGAAACAGCGGAAAAAGGAGCAAUCACAGCAAAGGAGCUGUAUACACUCAUGAUGGAUAAAAACAGCAGCUUGAUUAUAAUGGAUGCUCGAAGAACUCAGGAUUAUCAGCACUCCUGCAUCUUAAAUUCUCUCAGUGUUCCUGAAGAAGCUAUCAGUCCGGGAGUCACGGCUAGUCGGAUUGAAGCAAACCUUCCAGAUGAUUCUAAGGACACAUGGACGAAGAGGGGGACUGUGGAUUAUGUGGUAAUUCUCGACUGGUUUAGUUCUGCAAAAGAUUUACAGCUUGGAACAACUCUACGGAGUCUGAAAGAUGCACUUUUCAAGUGGGAAAGUAAAAGUGUGCUGCGUAGCGAGCCUCUCGUUUUAGAGGGUGGCUAUGAAAACUGGCUCCUUUGCUAUCCCCAGUACACAACGAAUGCCAAGGUCACUCCACCCCCGCGAGGCACGCAUGAAGAGCUGUCUAUCUCAUUGGAUUUCACUUACCCCUCACUGGAGGAACCAGCUCCUUCCAAACCUGCUGUCCAGCUUGCUCCUCCUGUGGAAGUAAAGGACAGCAGAGGCCUGAUCAGUGUCCCCGAGGACCGGAGGAGAGCCCCGGCCAUGCCUGCUCCCGUCCAGCCGCUCGCUGCUUCCAGGGCUGACAUCUCACCCCUCAUUCAGCCAGGGCACAUCAUAAAGAACAUUCCACAGAUUGAUCGUACUAAAAAACCCACAGUGAAGUUGCCUGAAGAUUAUAGAAAAUCUGAAAGUACAGGUCCUGAGCAGUCUCUUCAGAAUGGAAAAGUUCUUCCUGGUCGAUCCACUAAGCCCCCAUUUCCCCCUGUGACCGCCAUGUUAACAGAUGAAGAGAAAGCCCGGAUCCAUGCAGAAACAGCUCUUCUGAUGGAGAAAAACAAGCAGGAGAAAGAACUGCGGGAAAGGCAGCAAGAGGAACAGAAGGAGAAGCUGAUGCGGGAAGAGCAAGAGCAGAAAGCCAGAAAGAAACACGAAGCCGAAGCAAGUGAAACCACAGCAAGUGAGCUGAAAGCGAAGGAAGAAGUGGAGAGGAGAGACAGUGAGCCAGCCAGGAGAGAAGGCAGGGAGCUCAGUGAAGAGGGCAAAGAACUCACAGGAACCAGAAGACAGAGUGGAAGUGAGCAGGAAAUGUCCGAUGCCAAGGUGCCUGUGGAAGGAGCAGAGAAAAGGUGCCCAACUCCGGAAAUGCAGAAGACGUCAGCAGGAGACGUGUCCCCUGCGACUGUGCCGGGAGAUUCGGGUGCGGGCAAGGCGCAGCGUGAGCCUCUGACAAGAGCACGGAGUGAGGAGAUGGGGAGGAUCGUGCCAGGGCUGCCUUCAGGCUGGGCCAAGUUUCUCGACCCAAUCACGGGGACCUUCCGCUACUAUCACUCACCCACCAACACCGUUCACAUGUAUCCACCGGAGAUGGCCCCUUCCUCUGCGCCUCCCUCCACCCCCCCAACACACAAAGCCAAGCCCCGUCCCGCCGAGCGGGACCGGGAACCCUCCAAGCUGAAGCGCUCCUACUCCUCCCCGGACAUCACCCAGGCCAUUCAAGAGGAGGAGAAGAGGAAGCCAGCAGUGACCCCAGCAGUGAAUCGGGAAAACAAGCCAACGUGCUACCCCAAAGCUGAGAUCUCGAGGCUUUCCGCCUCUCAGAUUCGGAACCUCAACCCUGUGUUUGGAGGAUCUGGGCCAGCUCUUACUGGACUUCGUAACUUAGGAAACACUUGUUAUAUGAACUCUAUAUUGCAGUGCCUGUGUAAUGCUCCCCACUUGGCCGAUUAUUUCAACAGAAACUGUUACCAGGAUGAUAUUAACAGGUCAAAUCUGUUGGGGCACAAAGGCGAAGUGGCAGAAGAAUUUGGGAUCAUCAUGAAGGCGCUGUGGACAGGGCAGUACAGAUACAUCAGCCCCAAAGACUUCAAAGUCACCAUUGGGAAGAUUAAUGACCAGUUUGCGGGGUACAGCCAGCAGGAUUCCCAAGAGCUGCUCCUCUUCCUUAUGGACGGCCUCCACGAAGACCUGAAUAAAGCUGAUAAUCGGAAGAGGUACAAAGAAGAAAAUAACGAUCAUCUUGAUGACUUCAAAGCUGCAGAACAUGCUUGGCAGAAACACAAGCAGCUCAAUGAGUCCAUUAUUGUUGCACUUUUUCAGGGUCAGUUCAAGUCCACAGUACAGUGCCUCACCUCACAAAAGUCUAGGACAUUUGAGGCCUUUAUGUAUCUGUCUCUACCACUUGCAUCCACGAGUAAAUGUACAUUACAGGAUUGCCUUAGGUUAUUUUCCAAAGAAGAAAAACUCACGGACAACAACCGAUUUUACUGCAGUCACUGCAGAGCCCGGCGGGACUCUCUGAAGAAAAUCGAAAUCUGGAAGCUGCCGCCAGUGCUUUUAGUUCAUCUGAAACGCUUCUCCUAUGACGGCAGAUGGAAGCAGAAGCUGCAGACGUCCGUGGACUUCCCGCUAGAAAACCUCGACCUGGCUCCCUACGUCAUCGGCCCGAAGAGCAGCUUGCGCAAGUACAACCUGUUCUCCGUCUCGAAUCACUGGGGCCUGGACGGAGGCCACUACACGGCCUACUGCAAGAACGCGGCGCGGCAGCGGUGGUUCAAGUUCGAUGACCACGAGGUGUCGGACAUCUCGGUGGGCUCGGUGCGCUCCUCGGCGGCCUACAUCCUCUUCUACACCUCGCUGGGCCCGCGGGCCGCCGACGUGGCCACCUAGUGGGGGGGGGCGCUCGCACUCGGCACUCGGCCUCCAACUCCUGCCACGCGCACGCGGCCGUGCUGCACCGCCGGCCCCGCAGGAGUUCUAGAACCACCGUGGGCGCCACUACUUCAGGUCAGCGUAACGGCGACAACUUUCAUAGUCUGCUCCAAAGGUAAUAACGAAGUAGCUACGCGUUCCCUCCUCCCGGCCUGAAACCACCGUAACCCUCACCCUCCUCUUCACUGACACGGCCUUCCACCCCUCCUCCCGCCUGGUCCAUGAGUACUCCAGAACAUUCAAGCAGAUAGGAAUGUACGUGUACAGAUUAUUGCACACUUGCACAGCAAACUGGUGUACAUAUUUAACGCGUCCUCCCGUGAAGCCCGCCGCGCGGGACGCUUUCCUUUCCCUUCCGGCCCCAGCUGUGACUGCAGCUUUCCUAGGGAGAUGACAGGGCAGAGCUAUUUUUCCGUUGGCUUUAGGCUGUAUUUGUGCACUAAAUCUUUAUUCUGAAAACAUGGAAACUUUCUUUAAUUUUUUAAAAUGAGAAUUUCAUUUACAUCUACAUUAAAAUCUUAAUGAAAAA